Messenger RNA from Trichobilharzia szidati, 22470 nucleotides. Lineage: Eukaryota; Metazoa; Platyhelminthes; Trematoda; Strigeidida; Schistosomatidae. The record is from the annotation of a GenBank genome assembly.
AUGGAUGAGACAAAGUCUUCUUCAGAUCAAUUAUCUACUAGCAGCGGUUCACAAUUCACAAAUAUUGUCAUCAGUCCACAUUCUGUUGCAGCCAAGUAUAGAGAAAUUGAAGAACGCUUGAAACGGGCUAAACUGCAGUGUGAAAAGUUGAAUAAUGAAUUAGAAAAUCAAUUGGAUGCUCGUGAUCGUCUAUUCCGUGACACGGAUAGACUUGCUCAAUGGGUAAUGUCAGCUGAAAAGCGUUUAGCCAAGUUGACACGUGUAUGGGUAGCUGCAAGACCACCGAUAAUAGGGAAUAAAUCCUAUGGUAUGCUGAAUAAACCAUCGUCUAUUAUGAAGCAGAAAAAUGAUCAAGUGGAAUCGGAUAAACAACACUUAUUGGGUGUAGAUUUACCAGAAGCCUAUGAACAAUUAAAAGCAUUACUAACAGAAGCACGUGGUCCCCGAAUGUUGGCUUUAAAAGAAUUAGCCUGUCAAAUAGAGGGUGAAGAAGUCGAUCUUGCUGAAUUGUCGAGUAAAGCAAGUAGCAGCCGGCCAGGUAGUAAUCGACCAGAUAGUAGCAGUAGUAGUGCUGGUGGGCCUGGCGCUGGCACUGGCGCCAGUGGUAGACCAACUAGCGGUCGAUCACGUAGUCGACGUUCUGUAUCCUUUGAUCUAUUAGGUAAAGAAGGCAGUUUUGAUUCAACUACAGAUGAAUUAAAUCGUCAACUGCAUGAUCGUUUAAUACGCUUAUUAAGUAAGCUGAAUCGACUAAUCAGUCGUCUUGACCAACGUACUGUCCUAUGUCGUUUAACUAUGGAUUAUGAAUUUUCUCGUCAAGGUUGGAUACAAGAGAUUAAUGCAUUGAAUUCACGUUUGAAAUCAUUUACUAAUACAUCAGUUGUUGUUGAACUAAAUGUUGACAAAAAGAAUAAACGGCAGACACCUACGACGAGUAAACCUUCAUCAGCAAAGGAACCAGUUAUGAAAGACGAAGAAGGAAACGAAGGUGUCAAUGAAGAAAGUAAAGAAGAUAUUGCUUCUAGAGAAGAAAAUGAGAAUGAAGAGAAGUCAAGUCAACCAGCACCAGUUUUGGAUACCCUGAAGGUAGCUGCAGACGAUGCUGAACAUAUUCUAGCCCGUGAACAGACAACACCAUCUGGUAUCGCUUAUCAAUCAGAAUAUAAUAAUUUAAAGUUAGAAGUUGGUAAAUUAAAAGAAUCAAUCAAUAAAUGGCAGGUGACACUGGAUUUCUCCCGAUCUGACAACGAUAACACUAAUGACACUAUUGAAAAUGGAUUUGAUGAAACCUUGACUAGCGGCUCUAAUUUAUGCGGACCAAAACAGGUUGAUGUAGCCGCUGUUUCAACUGGUCUAAUGUUCGUUACACAUGUCGAUUCGAACUGGUCAUUCGGUGCAGUGUCUACUGGUGCUUCUCUACCUGGCGGUGGUAAUACCUCUACUCUAUCAGAUCAAUCGACAACAACAACAACAACAUUACAAGUAGAGCCAUUCAGUUUUUUCGUGGAUAUUGCUAGACUUUCAUCAGAAUGUGAUAAACUCCAUGCAAAGCUGAAAGCAAAUCUCUUUCAAGUGAUUAGUGUUUGUGAGAAUUGGCAACAAUUAGUUGAAGGUAGAGAUCGACUUGUUGAACAAGUGAAAGAUUUACAAACACGCUCAACAGAUGCAUGUUAUACAGUUAGUUCUAUGGGUGAUCCAUUGAAAACAGAUAAAGCUGUUGGUAUAAGACUUACACGGCUAGGUAAUCAAUUAUUAGAUUGGCAGACAGAAUUGAAUUCCGCUGGUAAUGAUACGGAAGAGGUGAACAAGAAUGAACAACAAGCUGAGAAGGAGACACUCGUGGAUAAAACAAAUCUACCAAGUGAAGCUGUUGUUAUUAUUCAACGGUUAGGGGAUCUUCGGCGGGCUGGUGAUCGGAUUGUCAGUUCAACACCAGCCCGUGGACCGAAUGUUGACAGUCUAUACAAUACUACAAUUCAAUGCAUACGUCUGUGCGCUAUUCAUUUAGGUGAACUUGGCAGACAUAGUAUUCUCCUUUCUGAUGUUUUAUCAAAACGUGAAGAAUGCUUGAAUCAACUGACAGAAUUUAUUAAUGAUGUCGAGAAACAAAGUGGUCUGAUACCAGUGAGUGAUUAUUCAAGCUUUUUCGGUGAUGAGUUACCUCAACAGGAAACUGCUAAAGGACAAGUGGGCGAUCAGCAACAGGAGGAUGAAACCACCAUGGUGAAACAACCUAUUCCCGAAGAAAUUAUAUCACAAUUAACAAGUUAUGAAUGUAUGGAUGUUUGCAGGUUAUUAAGUGUUGAUAGUACAAAAGAAGUGGAUCAGAGACUCUUGCCGAUACGCGCGGCUUUAGACUCCCUUUUAAGUAAACAAGACAGUAUGUUUCUUCAGUUGCAUCAGUUAUGCUCCUUAGCCUUACAAACAUAUCAUAGCUUUCAUACAGAAGUGUGUAAACGUCAGAAACCGACGUCAGAUGUUGAGGACAACCAAACGGAAGAACAGUCUACUACUAGUAGUAGAUCUUCAGAUCCAUUUCGUGAUGCAAUCAUGAAUCGUUGGCGUCGAUUACAAUUUCUCAUGGAGACAGCAAUUCAACAAUUAUCUAUUCGACGUGGCGCUUUCAAAUACAUUGAAGAUGGUUUCAGUGAAUUAGAAUCAUGGUUAGGCGGGACUGAGUUAACUCUGGAGACGUGUAGUUCACAGUUGGCUGCUAGUUCUGCAGCUUUUGCUAUCCUUCUCCCUUUAAAUAAUAUGACGCGUUCACAACUGCCAUCCGAUGAAGAGUUGGAGUUCUCGGAAAAUCCUCAAGUAUUACUUGAUACAUAUACUACUGAAGUUGUCUACUAUUCAAGUUUAUUAAAUAGUAUUUCUGAGCGUAUCGGUGCUGAUUUAGCUGAUCGGAUUACAGUGAAAAAGACAUUCGAUGCCCUGGAAUGGCGAUUGCAUAGAUUACAAAAAUCAGCUGAUCAUUUAACGCAUCAAUGGAAUGAAGAAGGUGAAAGAUGCGAACAACUACAAGUUGAUAUGCGUAAAUUUGAUUCCCUACUGGAAUCGAUUGGCAAAGAGUUAACUGCUUCCUUUGAUUCAUCAUCUGCUUCUGCUUCUGACGAAUUAAACAAUCGCUUAUCACAACAAUCAGGUACUACUGAUUUAAGUAGUAUAAAAGUGAUCGCAACACAAGCAAAUAAUUAUCUAUUGCAAUUAUGUAAAGCUCAAUGUAUUCGUUAUCGAUUAACACGUCUACGGGAGCAUUCACUUUGGCUACACGAUAGAGCACAUUUAUUAGCUAUAGGACCAAGCCGUUAUCAUCAUCGUUCAUUGUAUUCCUUAAAACAACAACCACAACAACAAGAAUCAUUCAAUGUGUCCAAUAAUGAAUGUGACAAAGUCACGUCUACAACUACAGCAGGUGUACUUAUGGAGAGUGAAUCAGUGUCGUUAAAUCAUCGUCUGUCCGGUUUAAUAUCAAGGUCAACAAAAUGUGUGCAUAUUUUACAUCUGAAAGUUAAUCAUUUAUUUUUUGAUAUUGCACAAAAUUUUCAUUUAUGGUUUAAUGAUUUACAGUCGAGAAGUGUUGAGUGUCAAUCAACUAUUCUAUUAUUAUUAUCAUCAUCGUCAUCAUUAUUAUCGGAAAAUCGAUUGAUGUCUAAAGCAACUAUGAUGAAUACAACUCAGGCAAAUGUAUCGUCAAUUGAUAAUAAAAGUGAUCAAUCUUCAUCAGUUCAAAUUUUAUUCAUGGAAAGUAUAUCAUCUAAUUUGGAGGUAUUAUAUACAACGAUACAAAAUUUAGAAGAGAAAACUCAAGAAUGUGAUUCUAAACUGGAUUAUUUAAAAGAAUUAGCUAAAAUUAUGCUACGUUCACAAUUCAUCGAUAUUGAUCCAACCGUCAACAAUCAACCGGAAGCCGAUCAUCAUUCUACAAAAGACACAAAUCAACUACAACCAUCCCCCCCAACAGAUCUUGAGGCGAUUCAUCAAACAACACCAACAACUGAAUCUCUUUUAAAAUCUAUUGAAGAUCAAGUUGAUGAACAACUCACUGUAAUUAUCUCAAAUACAGACGUCGCUAAUAGUGAUCCGUCAGUUAUGUUGACAAAUCUCAACUCAGAUACCUUAUCAUUUACUCAAUCGAAUUCAGCAAAUCAAUUGAUUCGAUUAUGGGAAGGUCAAUUAAUUCAAUUGUGUAGUCAAUUGAAACAAUUUGAAUCAAGAGUGAAUACAGCACGUCAGAUAAUUGUACAAUCUCGACAGUAUGAAAAUUCAUUAACAAAAACGCUAAAAAAUUAUGAAAGUCAAUCGAAACGAUCACUUUUUUGGUCAAAGAAAAUCACUAUUGAUUUGUGUAAAAGUCGUCUUAAUGAAUUACAGCAAUUACUUACUGAUUCAGAGGGAACAAGAAGUGAAUUAAAACAAGCUCAUGAAACAUUUCAUCAAUUAGUCAAACUGUGUGAUACAUCAUCAUCAUCAUCAAACCCUGAAUCAUCAGCCUUUCAACUCUCUGAUACUCCUACUGCCUUUGAAGAGUCCACUCAGGAGACUACUGAUGUUGUCAACAACAUUAAGUCAAGUAAAUCUGUUGUUUAUAAAUCUGCUAUCCUAUUGGAUAUUGAAUUAAGAUUAACCGAUUUAAUUGUAUGCCUGAGAAAAGCAAUUCAUCAUACCACUGAGUUGAUAUCUGCUCUUGAAAGUCAACAACGCUUAUACAAGGAUGCAGAUGACUGGUUGUCAGAGGCUAUAAGUCAACUGGAGAAUAUUAUAACAGAGAAACAGAAAACGUCAGCAAGUCAUGAUAAGGCUAAAAAAUAUCUUGAUUUAUUUCAGAAACUCAAUGAAAAUUCGUCUGCUGGACAGUCUAAAGUCCAGUCAGCUCAAAGUGCUAUUGAACAGGCCUGCUGUUUACUGCUGACAUCAGAAUCUUUCCUUCCUAAACCUGCCGCUGACAUCACUUUAUCUCCUAUUGACGAUGAUAAUGCUGGCGAUAAUGCAAAAUUGAUGACAGAUGAAAAAUCCGAUCAUCAAACAGCAUCACUAAUUAUUGCCGAUCAAUCAUCCUUUACAAGCAUUUCUCAUUCAUAUCGAUCAAAAUUUAUCACUGAAUUACACAGUCAUCUGUGUAAUUGCUCUCAAUCACUUCGUAAUCGUCUCGACACCUAUUUGGAUGAGAUUGCAGUACAUCUGAGUGAAAUAGAAUUAGAUCUGGGUCAAUGGACAUCGUACACUGAUUCGAAAUCACGUCUUGAACAAUGGUUGAGCGAUGUUGAAGUAGCCUGGAAAGUGGAUCAGUUAACAACUGAUGAAGAAUCAGAUGAAAUAAUUGUUGAAGAUGAUUCAACAAAGAGAAUGUAUUACAUCACGCUGUACAAGCAACGUCUACAAGAUAUCCAUUCGCAUGAAAAUCUUUUAAACACUGUUAUUGAUCGUGGCAAUCAAUUUACGCAUAAAAAUACAGAUAGCAAUGAAGAAUUAUUCCUUCCAACUGAAGAAAUUCUUGCAUUUCGAAAACGUUUUGAAACCCUUAAAGAAUUUACAAAUUCACGUCUCAAUCGGCAUGAAGAUCGUUUAAAAAGAUAUCGUAAAUUUUUAGAACAAUAUGAAAAAUUUGAUGAAUGGCUAUCAAAUGCUGAGAAUAGAAUCAUCUACAUUAUAGAAGAUUUAGCUGAAAAUAUUGAUUAUUUAUUGCCUGAUAUGCUGGAUAAAAUGGAUAUUGAUUUUUCAGUUGAGAACAGUAAUUCUAUAAAGAGAAGUGUUAAAUUAUCCUCAUAUAUUGAUGAAAUUAAUAAAUUAUGGUUAUCUAUCCUAACAAAUUCAGAGGAUCAGUUGCACACUAUUGACACAUUGUUUCAAUCGAUACGUGAAGAGAUUCAAAACCCUGUUGACCUUGAAACGAAAAUCAAUACACGUAAAGAUCAUUUAUAUGUUACAUUACAACAGAAAAUCGAUGAUCUCAUUGAAAAGUUGAAAGAAUAUCAACGCAUCGGUGAAGAAUUUUUCAAUAACUUAUCAAGUAUACAAAAAUAUUUAACUGAUCAAGAGAAGAGAUUGUUAAAAUUCUCUCCUACCGUCGGACAAGUUGGCGAUGAGUCGUCAAAAUUGUCAGCUGUAUCGACCAGGAUGACACCUUUACCUGAUAGUCAAGAGGAGAAAAUAAGGCAUAUUGAAACAUUGAAUCAAAUAUCUACGGAUUUAAAUAGCCUGGAGUGUUCAAGAUUAAUUGAAACGCUAAAUGAUUCACGUGACCGUUUAAUAUCUUUAUUAAAUAUCAUUCGACAGUUGAUAAGUUCAUCAUCGUCGUCACCUCAUCCACGGAGUAUUGUAAUAAGUAGUGAUCGAUUAGACAAGUAUUUAAAUUACAUUAAUCAAUAUUUAACACGUUUAAAAAAUCAAUGUGGAGAUUUAUUAAAACAUUGGCAAUUAGCUGUUGAUAAUCAUAAGAAAUUUGUAGAAGCCUACAAAUCCUGUCAAAUAGAGCUUACCACAAUUCGAACAACUUUCACACAAGGUUACUCAGAUGUGGAUCAGAGUAUGACAGUUGUUGUUGAUAAUUGUUGGAGUAGAGGUGACCAAUUGUAUACACGUCAGUUAGUAUGGUUAACAGAUUUAACACAUAGACUGGAUCGAUUCAGUGUUAUAUCAUAUCAGUCAUGUAUAGAAUUGUUACAGGCAACUUCUCAAUCAACUAGCAUGAAAGGAUAUGAUUCGUUGAAUGAACAAUUGAUACAAUUGAAACAAUCAGCAAAUCAAUUAUCCAAUGAAAUCAAUACAUAUUAUCAUCGAAUUGAAUCGGCUAUGAGCGCACACUUAAGAAUUGUUGAAGAGAAACGUGAACUUGAAAGUUGGUUAACUGAAGAAAAACAGAAGAUCGAUGAAUUGAUGAGUAAGCCACUGACCAUGACAUCUUUGGGUGGUGGUGGUGGUGGUAUAUCAGCCUUAUCAGCAUCAGCAUCAUCAACGUCCUUCAUAAAUUCAUUGAAUGUUCACUUAUCUUCAUGGUCUCAUGUAAUAAGUGAGAGACAGUCAAUUCUACAAAGCUUAAAAAGAAUUCUUCAGAAUUUAUCUUCACGUAGUCAACAAUUACGAUCCUUCGAAGAACGUCAAUCGCUGGCUGUUUUAAACUUUAAAACUUAUCUUAUUGAUCGUGUAAAAACCAGUGGCGAUGAUGCUGAUGGCGGUGGUAGUUCUGAUACGUCGUCAUCAGCAAUUGUAGCUCUUAAAAACAUUACUAAUUUAUUAAAUGAAGAUUAUACCAGCCUGAUAAAUCGUAAUAAAGAGAUCAUUGCUCAACUGGAGAAGAUCAUUGAACUAGACACAAAAUUUUAUGAUUUCACUAUUUCCCUAUCAUCAGAUAUCAACAGUCUAUCGGAUAAUCUUAAUGUUUAUGAAAAGAGUUUAGGUGAAAUGAAACCUCCGUUGCUGUUUGUCAACGAUGGUGGACUAAUCAACUCCCAAGAAUUAUGGACACGUGAAUUAGUACAGAAUAAGAUCAAUGAAUUAAAUCAACAGAUGAAAGGUGUUUGUCUAAUGAAGAGUAUUCAUGAAAAAUUAAAAGAUUUACAAGAAAUAUCAUCAUCAUCUAAUUGUAUAGAACCUGAAAAGAAUAUGGCUAAUGAAAUAGUCGAUUUACUGAAGACGCAAAUUAGCCAAUCAGAAGAGAGAAUCGACCAACUCAUUGCUUUAUACCAUUUGAUAUUGAGUCAAAUGCAAGAUAUGCUGAAGGCGAUUCAAUGUCAAGAAGAAUGGCAUAAACAGGUGGUAAACAAGAUAGAGUUAUACAGUUCACAGUUGCCGAUUGAUUUAGAGGCUAAGAAGGCGUUAGUAAAACAGUAUCAGACCAUUCUAUCCGAAGUUACUGAUCACAGAACAGAAAUCAAUGAAAUACUGAGGAACUGUACUAACAACACAAUAUCUUCAUCAGUUACACCUCCGAAAGCUGUUGAAUUAACUGAGCCAACUGAAGGUACAACAUCAGAUCCUCCUGUGAUUAAAAUAUAUCCCGCUGAUAUUCAUUUAGUGAAACGUUUGAAAACAUUUGAUCAUGAAUUGAAUCAAACAUUUGAAAAAGUAAAUCUACAGAUAAGUAGAUGGAAAUGUGCUGUAAUUCGUCAUGAGAAUUUUAUACAAUCAAUAAAAACUGUUGAAACAGUAUUGAUUCAAUCGGCGCAUAAUAUUUACUAUUGUGCUCAACGCAUUUUAUGCCAAGAAAAUGAGGCAAAUGACGUUGAACUACUUAAAUUCCCUGCAAGUAGUAUACUCAUAAAAUGCAUAAAUAUUUUAAAAACCUAUAUCGAUCCAAGGCUGAUGGAAGUUAAUCGAUUAUUAGAUGAUAUUAAUCUGACUUAUGACAGUAUUCUUGUAGACACUUGUGCAGAAAGUAUGAAUAGCUUCAAAGUUCAAGUGAGAGGUAGUCAGAGGCAAUUGACAAGUUUGGAGCAUCAACUGCACACAUUACAAUCGUUUCUAGCGAAUUUAAAUGACAGGCUUGAAUUAUUUCAUACACUUGAGAAAACUACGAAUGAACGGCUUUCAAAUAUUAUUGAUCGUAUUCAAUCUGAGGGUGUAAAUUUAUGCUCCACUUCUGUACAAGAGAUUAAAAGAUACAUUAACAGCUGGCAUGGGAUCAGGGAGAGAGCUAAACAGAUGCGUCAAUCUUAUGCAGAGGAAAUGACACCUUUAAUUGAAGAAUUUCAACAGUUGAAAACGGAACAUUCACAGUUCUUAGAGGUGUACAGAAAGAACUUUACACUUUCAUGUGUUGACAACGAAGAUGAAUAUUUACAGGAACAGCUGUCUACAAUUGAAUUCAUCACAGUCCAAUCAACAUUCAAUCAACGAAGCGAAAAGUUAUCGGAAAUCGUUAGUUUUAUUGAUACAAUUAUAAGUAUAAUCGAAACAAUCAGUACUGCAUGGUGUAAAGCUGAACAAAAGUUUACUCAAUGCCGUGCAUGGCUAAAUGGACUAACAAAGAAAUUUGUACAAAUAGCUCAAAGUCAAAGCGUCAGUGUAGAUAAUAAUGAGACAAGAUCAGAGGUGAUGAUGAAUGUUGAUGUAUCACCUUCAUCGGUAUCGCCGACUUCUAACUGCGUUGUAGGUCAAUUGGAUCAUUAUACAGCUCAGACACGUCUUUCACUCUUAUUGGAGUUUCAAGCAGAACUGAAUCAAAGUCACCCGCUUCAUUUUGAUGAAUAUCGUGAUGCCCUGAAGACUAUUCAAUCAUUAGACACUAAAAUCAAUAGCCUAUAUGAUAUACUGAAAAAUCAAUUUGAUGUUCACGUGACGGAUAGUUUAAAAUUGAAUCAAACUACAUUGAUAUGUAAGUUAGAAGAAGAUCUUGAAAAGUAUCUGACUGAAUGGAAGACACUGAAUGAUCAAGUGGACAGUACUCACAAAGCUACACAUCAGUAUUUAGAGCAGGUGGAAGAAAUUGAAGUUAAACAAUCAACUAUACGUAAAUUGCUUACAGAGCUUGAACAGAAAGCACUGAUGGGACCUGAUUCUUCCAUAAUGACAGAAUUGAUUGCUUUAGAGAAAGAAAGUGCUACAAUGACUUACUCAUCAUUUCAACAGUCUACUAAUGAUGGAGAGCUUGUUCAAGAGGAUGCAAUUGUUGCCGAAACCUUUGAGAAGCUUAUAACAGCUCAAAAGAAUAUUAUCGAUUGGUGGGAGGUGUUUACCAAACAACUGGAAGAGGAAAUCCCCAAGGUGAAAGAAGAUAUAAAAGCAAUCAAUACAAUGGCUUUCCCAUCUCCAACUGGACUUUUAAACCAAUUAUUACGUGUGGAGGAGAUUUCAGUUAAAGCUCAUGAAUUCCUCCACCUAAAUCAAGAAGGUUUAACCUCUUUGAAUGACAUUAUCAAGUCUUGGCAUACAUGGCAAUACUGGUGGACUGUUGAAAGUAAAGCCAGUGAUAUUUUAACACAAGGCGGUGGUGGUGGACCGUGCAAUCUGGUCAACAGUACAACUGCAUUCAACAACGCAAAAAAUCUUGACACAACUGAGCUGAUUACUGUACACGAACAAUUAAAACAUCUGAAUGAAUUAAAUGAAUCCCAAGGAAAGAUGAAGUUAAUUGAUUUAACAGAUAAAUUGAAUCUUCUUCAAGUAUUCAGUGAAAAAUUAAAAAAUCCAAUCAUCAAUUGUAUCAUUUCACAAAGCCAUCAACAACAACAACAACAAUAUCCUCUACCAAAUCAGUUAAAUCAAUAUCAAACAACACCAUUACAAAUGACUAUUGUAUUCAUUCAACGGUUAAUACGUCUGGCCAAUCAUCAAUAUUCAUUGAUUUUUGAUGAUUUACCCUUAGCUAUUGAUCAGUUAAGUAGUAAAAUUACAAUAAUCAAUAAUUUUUUAAAUGAAUACAAUCAAUUCAUUCAAAUUCUUAAUGAUAAUGAAAAAUCGAUUGAAAAGUUGGAAAUAUUUUUUAAACUGCGGGAUAAUAAUAAUAAUAGCAGCAAUCAAGUUAUAAAUGAAAGAAAAGAGAAUUCUUAUCAGGUGUUACAAUUAUUAAAUAUUGAUUUUAGCGAAAUGACAAAGGAGUAUUUUGAAGUCAAUUUUGAAAAUUUACUAUCUAUGAGUAAUGGCAAUCAAUCAAUUCGAUGGAAUGAAUCAAUUUGUAUUGAUUUUUUAAAUCAAUUAACAAUGUCAGUUAAAUUAUUGUCUAAAAUGACUCAGUCAAAUAGUGAAAAACUCUAUUCCUUAGAAAAAUCUUCAUGUAUGCUAAAAGUUUUAAUCAGUCAGACUUCCCAACAGUCGUCUCCCACGGGACAAGAACAAUUCAAAUUGAUUGAAUUAGAAACUGCCAGCUCACGUUAUUCCCAAUUGGUUAAACGAACUCAAUUGAUUGUAAGAGGAGCUGACUCUUAUAGGGAGAUAAUCAAUAAACUUAUACAAACGUAUAAUUCUCUUGAAGAGUGGAUUAAACAACUUGAACGGAAUAUUACAAAUUAUGCUAAUCUUUCAGGUGAUAGGCAUACACUACAAACAAGACUUGAAUUAGUCAAAAAACGACUUGAUUUGAGCCUAUUGACCAAUGAGGCGUGUAAUCGAUUCACCGAUGUAAACAAAUACGCCAUGGAGUGUUUUGUGCAUUGUCUCCCACCGCAAUAUCAAGAUUUCAUAUUGGCUGUAGAUAAUAUCGACGUGGAAAAAACUGCUAGUCAAAUAUUUGAGAAUUUUUUAAACCUUCCAAUGAAUUGUGUUCACCUGUUAAAGGUAUGGUUCGACUGUUGUGAACGCAUUGAAUUCAUACUGAAGUCAUUAUCACAAGCUAUAGAAACAUGGCAAGUGUUUGAAGUCGCUUGUGAUACCUCACAGUUGACAUGUCGUCGGAUUGAAAAUUGGCUGAAAGAACAGUCGAUGUCGUUGGUGAAUAAACCAGAGGAAAUUGAACAGAAGUUGGAGUUAUUGCAGUUUGUCUGCAGUAGAUUAGAGGUGAAGCUCAAUGUAGACGCUUGUGAAGACAGUGAAGUGUCUGACAACAGUGGUGCUGCUGCGGCCACAUGCCAGCCAAACUGUGAAGUGGGACGACAACACGAACAAGUUCUUGAGUUUCUCAACGAAUUAACAUUACACGUGGGACUGUUAAACUCUACCUUAAAGCGUCUUCCAAAUCGUCGACAUCAAUUAUACUCUAGAGAUGUGGCAAUUGUCGACGAUACUGUUGAGAAUGUAAACGACGACGACGACACUCUGGAGGCGAUGGCAAAACCAACGUCAACAACCGCAUCAGAGGUGGUAGUGUCCGAUUCUUAUGAUUCAGCAAUGAAUCGCAUCAAAGGCAUUACAGUUCUAUUGAGUUAUCUACAGAAAGUGACAAGAGAAGUUAUCGAUCUUUGGAAAAUUCGUGUAAAACUGUUCACCGAGUGGAAUUGUAAAAUACAGAAUACAGAGGAAUCUCUUGCCAGACUGUGCGUACGUACUAGAAAGGUGAAAGAGAAAUUUACUUCUGUCGGCGAAGAAGAACAAGAAGAAGAAGCACUAGGAGUAACGAUACUUCUAACUAAUACUGACAUUGAUGACAACAACGAUAUUGAGGGUGUUAAAACAAUCGAUGACUAUAUAACACUGAUUGAUGAUAUUAUGAAGGCCCGUGAACUGAUUGGCGCUGAAUUCACUGAAUUACGUAACCGUCUGUGUAAUAUGACCACUUUUAUCGAUCGUGUUGGGCAUAAUAGUCAACAGCAUAGAAUGGGUGAAGUACAAAGGAAUUGGGAGGAGUUAGGCAAUAGUCUGAUGAAUUUACACCGGAAUCUUGAACACAGAACUACACUAUGGACUGAUUUAACCGUACAAGUUGCAAACCUAUUCAAUUGGUUCAAUGAAUUCAAUGAUCGUAUUCAAACAUGGCUUCAGUCUCGACCAUGGCUUAAUGUACAUAGCUUAAAUGACAAAUUGGAUGCUUCCUCAUCUAACACUUUACAAGAGUCAAUGAAAUCAUCUACUACAACGCUAAUUUUAAAUGAAUUUAAACAAUAUUCAAAAGAAACAAAUAAAUAUAUUAAACAAACUGAAUCAUAUUUAAAUUUAGCGCGCGCACAACAUUCAAAAGUAGCAUAUUUUCAAACAGAAUUAAAAAGCUGUCAGUUAACUGACAUUCAAACAGAUGCUUAUAAUCAAUUAUGCAACAAGUUAAAUCAAUCUAUCGAUUUAAGUAAUCAACUCAUUGAGACACUAAAUACCACAUUCUCGAUUGGUAAUGAUUUCCAGGUGAAAAUCAAUAGUUUUAUCAAACAAUACAAGGUUUUCGUAUCUUCUAUGAAUGCUAUUCGAAUAGAAUUUGAUCAAUCGAUAAGUUCAAUACCAAAGAUUGAUCAAUUGAAAUCAGAUAAACAAAAUGUUGAUGAUGUUGAGGGAGUAAAAUCGUUAAUUAAAGAACGUUCACUGACAUUGAAUAAUUUAAUCGAUCAAAUUGGCGAUGGACAACAGUUGAACAAUUUAUUGAUUGAUACAUUGAAUGAAAAGAUUGAUCAGUCCUUCGAAAAAGCAGAAGAGGGCGAAGUCAAAGAUGAGGUGGCAGACGGUGAAAAUAAACAGUCGAAGCGAAUAAUUCUUGUCUAUCUAUUAAGAAAUCUUCUCAAGAAAGCCUACGAUAUAGAUGCCUACCAAAAUGCUUUAGAUGGCGAUGAAGUAACGCAUCCUACCUAUCGUGCUGUAAGAUGUUUAAUUUAUGAAUCAAUACAAUUACGUGAAACACUGUCACAAAAACUGAUUACAAUCACUAAUGAAACAGAAGAUCAGUUAAGAUUAGAUUCAAUGUUAAAUCAUUUCGAUCAACAGUUGAAACUGCAUCAAGAUGAAAUGAAUCAGCUAGCGAAUCGAUCAAUAUAUCGAUCAAAAUCAUUUGAACUGAAUUCAAUCGAUAAUAUGAAUAACAAUGAAAAUACUGUGUUGCCAGUGAAAUCUUCAAGUUUAAAUACACCCACUGAUAUUGAUCACAAUAUAAACAUGUAUUUGAGUCGGUUAAAACAAACCGCAGAUGAUUGUGGUGACAGAAUAGCUCAAUUAGAAAAUUCUCUACACUGGAUGACGUCUACAGGGAAGGAUGAUUUAUUCAACAUUGAACAAACCUUAAAUAAUUAUCAACAGAAAAUUGGUAAAUUAGAUUUGAAAUUUUCACGUUGUUUUAAUGAAUUAAAAUCGAAGCAUGAAAUCACCUUGAAUAAAAUGCGGAAAUUUAAAAAUCAGCUUACCAAAGAAUAUGAAUCAUGGCAAGAAUUUUUAACGAAUGAAGAGAAAGCCGACAGUUGGUUAUCGAAUAGUGAACUAUGCAGUAAAAAGGUGCUAUUUGCAAUCGAUAUCUCUGAGAAUGAAGACGAUGAUGAGAAUAAUGAUGAUAAUAAUAAAAGUUCUGAUGAACAUGUAGUUAAAGCCGUUGAUGAUAAAGAAUUGCUUUCAAAACAGUUAACAAGUUUGGAACAAUUAGAAAUUGAUUUCAAAGAACAUGGUAAAGAAUUACGUGAACAUGUUGAACAGUCAGCACGUCAGCUGUUGUUCAAUCUUAUUCCAAAUUCAUUUAAAUCUUCAUCUAUUAUCGAUAAAACAAAUAAUAAUAAAUCCGAUAUUAUUGAUUAUAUUAAUAUAGUUGUUGAACAUCUUUUCAAUCGAUAUAAUCAAUAUAAAUUAAGUCUACAAACAAUUCAUUCUAAUCUUAGUGAAAAAUAUUUAUGUUGGUCAAAGUUGGAUAGUAAUUUACAACAAAUGAAUCGUUGGUUACAUAAUAUCGAUCUACAAUUGAAUACAAUGGAAAUGGAGACAAAUUCAUUAUCAACAAUAUUGAUUAAUGAUAUAUCAAUGCAUAAAAUCGAUGAACAUUUUGCUAUUCAUCAAUUAAAUGCAUGGUGUAAUUCAAAAUUAUGCAUUUUAACAAAUCUGCUAGAUGAACUACGUCGAUAUAGUGAAACUGAGUUAAUUCAACUAGAGGAACUAGUACAAGCACAAUGUUCUAUUGAUCGAAUGCUCAAAGAACAUUCUUCUAACGAUAGCGAUAACAAUAAUAAUAAUAGUGAUAUAAUAUCGGGGAAGACGUCUUCAUCGUUGGGAAGAGAUGCUACAGAUCGAUUGAAUUGUAUCUUUAAAAAAUACGACCAGUUAAAGGGUCGUUUAGAAUCAUUGAUCCACUUGAAUCAUGUUAUACUGAACUUAUGUGAGAAAUUUGUCCGUAAACGAUGUGAAAUAUUUCAAUGGUUACUGAGCCAACGUCGUGAAUUAGACCGGUUAAUGAAUCAAACUGAGUCGUAUUCAUCAUCAUCAGUGCAAUCACAGGCGAUGACGAAACAGAUCUCAUCAAUGCCUAAUACUGAAGUAAGCAAGUUGUGUCAGCUGUUUGAUAAAACCACUUGCGAUUUAGAAGACUUCAAAACAUCCCUUUCAGUGACAUAUCAGGAGAGCUUGGGUGAUUUAAUUAAACUGAUUGAAGAGUUGGGUCAGAUGACACCGUUAAGAAUGGAACCGGCUGAAACGUAUGUAGCUGAUUUGAAAAGAGAUGUAACCGAGUUUUUUAAUCAUGUUACUCAGAGAUUGGAGUAUUUUCGUGUAUGGAGUGAACAGUGGUCAAAUUUCUCCCUUGAUUGUAAUACAUUAAGCCAAUGGCUAAGUGAACAGUGCUCAUCGCUGCUAUCGAUAUUGUAUGCUGAGUCUAGUAGUGGUACUGGUAGUAGUACAUCUCCUCAAAUCAAGACUACAUUAUCACAAAUUACAAGUUCUGAUAUGAUUGAAAAAGAAUUCAACCGCCUGACUGAUCGGGUGAGUAGAAGUCGUCAGUUGAGAAUCGAUUUAAUCGGACGUCAACCAUGCAUAGAAUCAUUAGUAAUGACUGCUCAAAGUUUGAUUAAAUCACGAAUCAUUUCAUCGAGUGGGGGUGGGCGAACAAUCGAUGACGCACUGAAAGCACUGUCAUCAUCAGCAGCAGCAGACGAGUCGGCUAAGUCUCACUCACUAGCUGUCGGUGGUAACAUCGCCUUGAAUGCUGCCACACAUCUAAUGGAACAGUAUCAAACCUUGCUAAGUGUAUGCGAUCGUCGCUUAGAAACAGGACAGACACUACAAAAGAUGAUUGAACAACUGUUAACCUCUUGUAAAAGUUAUGAUCAAUGGGCGUGUGAGUUACGUAUGAAGAUAUCUGAUGUAGAACCUCAAUUGACUGCAUAUGAAUCAUGUUCAGUGACGUCAGGGGAUUCAGAUAAUAAAUCCAGCAUGAUUCGAAUGUCUAUAGUCGAUAUGGAAAGUAGAAUUGAAUCUGGUGAGAGUUUAAUUCAAGUGAUCAAAGGUUGGACAGAUCAAUAUACAACAGAAUCAAUAAUGCAAGGUAAUCAGUAUCGUUCAGAAAUUGAAACUUUACUACGUUUAACUAAAUACGAUAGCAGUAAUUUAGAUCAAUUGAAUUCAAUACAAGAAUUGGAGAAUGAUAAUAAUCAAUCGAUGAGUGUUUCAAUUUACACUGAUAUGGAUUAUUACUCAUUGAAAUCGAUAGUUCAAUCAUUACGUGAUCGAUAUGAAAAAAUUGUAAAAUCCGUUAAUCAGCGUAAUUUAUCUCAGGAGAAAUUUACAAAUUUAAUUGAAACAACUGAAAAUCAACUAGAGUUGAUUAACGCGCAUGUGAAUCUCUAUGAUUUAUCAAAAAUUAUCACCUUGUCAACAGAAACAAAAAUCGAUGAUUUUGAUAAAUUGAUUGAAAAUGUGACAAAUCAUUUACACAGUGUUUCAGAAACAAUUACACAAUUAGCAAUAGAUACUAGAAAGUAUGAAGCAGAAAUGAAAAACUCAGAAUUCACUAUUGAUUCACAAUUAGGAAAUCGUUUCGCUCAAGCCGCUCAGGGGAUUCAAUCAACUCAUCAAGAAAUAUCAACCCUUCUUAGAUUAUUUCAUCAAUUUCACAAUGAAGCACAAAUAUUUUCUGCUUGGAUUAUUGACUGUGAGACAAAAUUUAUUCGAUUAUCUGAAGGUGGUGGUGAUUCAAAUCGAUUGGCGGUGUUUUUUCACUCAGAUAGUUUGACACAGUAUAUGGAUGAUCAUGGGGAUGAUGCUGAUGAGCGUAUUAUGCAUCAAUUAGAUGAAUCAUGCCGAAGUUUAAUUUGUCAAUUGACUGAAGCUAAACAAAAGUUAUUGAUUAUUAAGGAGAUCAACUCCGUCAUUGAAAGUCGUGGUCAUCAGUUGAAUAAACAGCUGAUUGAAUCAGGUGAACAGCUGACAAGUAGGCUGAAAAUAUUAGAAGAGUCUGGUGUCCAGUUGAAGUCUACUACAGGAGAUCGUGCGGCAUCAGUGACUUCAUCGAAUCGAUUAAGUGUUAUUAUUCAAAAUUAUAUUGAUCAAUUACAAUGUCGUUUAAUACGAUUGGAUAGAAUUCAAAGUGUUUUUACGACAAAUCUAACUGAAUUAGUCGACCGUUGGACAGAUUGGAAGAAUAGUUUCGAUCGAUUAAUUGAUUGGUUAAAUGGUACAGCGACUAAUUUGAGACGACCGAUUUUUCAUUCACUUGAUUCAUUGUCUACUAAACAACAAUUGGCGAAUAGUUUAAAGGCAUUCUAUCAAGACUGUGUUGGUAAGAAGGCUGAUUUCGAUUUGUGUUUACUGAAAGCGAAUCAUGUGAAGAGUUUAGCGCCGAAUUGUAAUCUCCCCAAUCAAAGUGAACAAUUGUUUGAACAGUAUAAAAAUACAUUAGACACAGCCUAUGCUGCAUUACAACAAAUGCAGAAUUCCGUUGAAAUUCAUGAACAGUUUGAUUCAGAUGUUGCACGUAUUACUCAAUGGCUUGAAAAUAUCGAUUUUCAACUGAACAGUCUAUCGUCAUCGGUUGAUGAAAAUACAGAUCGUGUCACGCUGGAGCAAAAUCUUUUAGCCUGUCAAAAUCUCUCAGAAAUGAUCACCUGUCAAUCAGAAACACUUAUUUCACAGUUAGUGAUUAUCUCUGAUCAAGUUUGUCGAACAACAGACUCUUUAACAAAUAAAGAAAUAUUAGAUAAAGUCGAUGUAUUUCGUCAAUCAAUUCGAUGUAAAGCUCAACAAUUAACAGAUAUUCAAACAGAUAUUGAAACAAAAUUAGGCAUAAUAACAAAUUGGGAAAAUGCUAAAUCAAAUGUUGUCAAUAUUUUGAAUGGAAUUUGUCAAAGUCUGCUGACGACAACUGUUCUACACCGGAAAACAUCUGCCCAUCAUCAUCAGCAGCAACAACAAGUUCAACCAAUGACAUUGAAUAUUUUACUGACUGUAAAAGAAGAACAUUUCAAACAGUUCCAGAAUAUCAAAUCUGAACUUGAACCAGUUCAAAUGAAAAUAGGUGAAUUAAGAAAAUGCACAGAGAAAUAUUUACAAUUUGAACGUAGAUUAGAUAUUCAGAGACAAGUUGAUCAACUGGUUGAUAAGUAUGCAAAAAUCCAGAGUGAAAUAGACAUACAUCUAGUGAAAAUCGAUAAAGAAUUACAAAAUCUACGUGUAUUUCAUACAAAAAUCGAUGAAUCCAAAAGUUGGCUACUACAAAUCUCUUUAAAGUUAAUGGCUAUCCAUUCAACGGAUGCUGAUGGUCCACAAGGUGUUAUACAAUUAGGACAAAUUGAAAAUCAUCUAAGGAAGCAUUUGAAUACUUUCAUGGAAAAUAAUUUAAUUGAAUUAAAGUCAUUGUUGAAAAAUUAUCCAACAGAACAAGAUUUAUCGAUCGAAAUUGAUCGAAUUGUACAUCGAUUAUUUCCUACUCCAUAUAAUGGUAGUGGUGGUGGUAUAUCAAUCAAUAGUGCUGAACAGAUUAUUGAUUAUAUGAAUCAACUGAAACAGAGUGUUGAAGGGUCUGGUGAACAAGAUGAUCAAUUUCAGAUAUCAGAGUCAGCAACAGCAGCACCAUCACCAUCAGGAGCAGCAACAGCAACAAGUGAUGAUCGUGGAAGAGUUCAUCUAUGGAAAGAAUUAUUUCAAUUAGAAAUUGUUCAGUUGGAAUCAAAUUGUGAAAACUUAUUAGUUAUGUGUAAACGUAUCAAGGAUCGACUUAUGGAACAACAACAUCGAUGGGCUAAAUUUGUCUCAGUUCUUCUUCGUAUAGACAACUUUUUACGCCUUGAAUUAGUGGAAUGGUGGAGGUUGGCAAACGUCAAGAAAUUGCCUUGUCUUAACACUGCCAAAAAUGAUGAUACGAAAGAAGGUAUCGAUGAUCACUAUGCUGCUACUGAGGAUCUGGAUGUCAGUGAUGAUGAAUCGACCAGUAGCAAUUCUUCAUUACAAUCUGAAAAUUCCAGAGAAGUACAACUUGUAUUUUUUGAAGAGAAUAGCCUGAUGAAAAAACAAGACAAAAAAGACACUUCAAAGCAAUCGUCGUCAUUAUCUAUUCAAGAAUUAUUAGCUGAGAUAACUAACGCGAAAGCUGUUCAUGCUAAAUUACAAAUAUACUUACAAGAAUUAUCAGCUGCUAGACAUCGUUGUUCUACACCGCCUCCACGUCCAACAGUCUCUACCAACUUGGCUUCACUCACUAAAUAUUAUGAUCCGUCAACUAUGUUAACUGAAAUCCUGGGGAGUACAAGUAGUCAAAAUGUGAAUAAUGUGAAUUCAUCUUUACCUGUAGGUGCAGGUAACAACACUACUACUGUUCAUGAAUUAUCAAGUAAUAAUAAAGUUCAAAUGUCUGAAGAAACAAUGAAUGCACUUAGUGGUUCAGAAUUACGCCGUAAAGCAUCACAUAUAAAUGAACAACUUGAAAUUGAAUUAAAACGACUCGAUAAACAUAUUGAAAGUUUACAAGAUCUAAAAGUUCGUUGGGAUCAACAAAAUCUUUGCGAGACUGAAUUUCUCAAUUGGUUACAUCAAAAACGCAAUGAAUUCGAUCAAAUUAUUCAUCAGACAUCUGCAUCACAUCUGCAACAACAAACUGAUCGUCAUCAUCAUUACACUCAAUUGUCCAAAGCAAUGGAUACAGCUCGAUUAGAUAGUCUACUCAAUGAGCUAAAGGCUAAAAAGACAAUUAUUGAACAAUUGAAGCGUCAAUCUAAAUCACUGAUUGACAAUAAUCGAGUAUCGGAUAAUAUUAAGUUAAUUGAGUCAGAAUAUGGAUUAUUAGUGACUAAAAUUCAAGAGAAUAUUAACAGUCGUCGUCUGCUUACAAAUCAAGCCUUAGAAGCGACUAGACUGACAGAUCGUCUACACUCUGAUCUACACGAUAUUGUUAAACGUUCAACAGGUAUUGAUACUGUUCAAUGUUCAACAGAUGUUGAGCUGAAAAAAAUGGGGUGGGAGCAUUCCAAUAAACAAUUGACUACUACUACUACUGGAAGUGUUAAGCCAUAUUCAUCAGGACAUCAGUACAAAGUUUCUAAACCUCCAUCAUUUUGUGGUCAUGCUACAAGUAGUUCCAAUCAUCAAUAUGCUGUGAUGACGAAACAUCAUCAUGAACGAGCAUCAACUCCUAUACCAAUGUCAAGUGUACAAUUAACACCACCAGCAACAACAACAGCUGCCGCUGGUCCCAUCAGUCAAUCUGAUUAUCAUGUACAAUCUACAUCCUAUAAACCAUUAGAUAAUUUAACAACACCAACAGCAACCGCUGCAACUGGGAUCGUUACCGAUUGGCUAUGGUUUUCUCCAUCAUCUCUUCUACCUGAUUCAUCUUUACAACAACAAGAAUUACCUAUAGAUAUUAAUGAAUCAUGGGAUAUGGAUCCUAUCCCAUCAGACGUAUUACUACCACCAUCCUCACGGCAUCAUCGAUGCGAUAUUGAUGACAAUGAAGUCGAAGGUGAAGGUGAUUUAGCCGAUAGAUCAAGAUCAUCUUCUCGAGUCUCUUUGAUCAUUCAACGACCAUGGAGUGCUUUUAGAAAAUUUGAUCGAAGCGUUAAAAACAGAAGGCGUGGAGAAAUCAGUGAAUCUGAUACAACAACAAGUAUAUCAAGAGAAGUAGAAUUAGGCUAUUAUAAUAAGCAUAGACCGAAGAGUAUAUUCAGUCAACACUUGAAACCGAUUCGGACACCAUUAUUGCAUAGACCUUCAAAUUUAUGGCGAUCUCAAUCGGCAAAAGUUUUACCACUUGAUGAAUCAAAUAUGGAUAAAAUGAUGGCUAGUCAAUCCAUCUGGAAUGUUUCAGGCAAUAUGGAUCCGUUGGAAGAUUCAACUUUCUCUGUUGAAAGGUAUACUACAUCCCAGAGUCCUAUGAUGAUUCCAAUGUUAUUACGUCGUAGUGUAUCACCGAUAGUGAGUAAAACUUUCGGUAGUCGGGGUGAUGGCCAUAGAAGACGGAUGAUACCGCUAGAGUUUGGCACUUCUAUAAGGCAUAGUGGAAUUGUAGAUAUUCGACCGUUGUCUGCUGUAAGUCGUCGUCAUCCUGAUGUAUCAAGUAGUCCAAAUCUGUUUGAUUAUCCUACUGCGGUUGCUUCACACUCGCGUGGCGGUGGUAUACAACAUUCAUUCAUUCUUGACAAACCUAUCAUCGGCACAUCACAUUCGUUUCCGUUCAGACCAUCAAUGAUGACUAGUGUAUCACACCAAAAUCUUCAAGAUGCGUUUAGAACACCACCACCGCCAGCACCAGGACCACCGCUUCAUUCAAUUCGAGUAUCAGGACUUAGUGGAUAUGAAUUCCCAUCGCCAAGUGUUUCCGAGUAUGAAAAUGUCUUUUCUUCUGGUCGUCCACAACCAAUGGGUGCUUCAAUAUCGGAUAAUCUUUUAUCACCGAAAAUUAAAUCAUCAACAAGUGAACAGGCUAUUUAUGAUUUGACACGUCGUAGAGCUACUGAACCGCCAUUUUAUCGUCAAGAUAGUAUAUCAUCAUUAAAUAGGCUUAGAAAUCGACAUACUGGUGUCAUCAGUACUACUACAACUGCUACCAGUAUUCCUAUUACAACUAACCAACAGCCCACCACUUCAUCAUCAGCAUUCGAUUCUAUUCGAGUUGUUCGCCCACAGACUAUAGCUCAAUUAGCAGUUCAACGUUAUCGUAAUCAACAAUUGCAACAAGAACGUCUCCAUCGACAACAGACAACAACAACAACGUCAAACAGCUGGAGAACAACGACAAUUUUUCAAGUGGAAACGUUGAAUGGGGUUCCAGUGUGAGAUGAUGAUCUUCCAUGACACAUCAGCAGCAGCAACAGCAGCAGCAUCGCCAACAUCAUUAGUGUGUAAUCAUUGUCAAAUAUUACCAUCCUCAUGAUCAUGAUCGUCGUCAUCAUUGUUUUCUAAUGAUCUCUAAUUGAUCUCAAUAAAAUGCUGUUAUGUAUAAAUAUAAAUGAAUGAUUGCCAAGAAUAAUAGUAUUCACAAUAAUUUCCCUUGUAUUUUAAUCUGCCUAAAAUUUUAAAUUGAAUCUUUCAAACGAAGAGAGAAAAAUUUUUAAAAAAAAGCAGAUUAGAUUUAAAACAAUUCACUCUGAUCUCCUUCUUCUCCUUCUGAGUCCACAAUUCCUCCCCUGUACUGUUUUCCUCUUCCUCCGGUUAGUAUAUUCAUACUUUGUUCUAUACUUCACUUUUCUUCCAGGCUGGAUCGAUCUGUUUUGUCUUUCUUCUUUUUUUCCCCUACUCUGUGGGUCUUUUCAUCUUCGUUACUCAGUCGUUAUUGUUGUUGUUAUUGUUGUUCUUCAACGAUCAACCAAUGAAUCCCUCUUAUUCUCUCUCUCAGACAUUUGUAACUGUGAUUUUGAUUAGAUUAUGAACUAUACUUAUACCAUUUAUGAGUACUACACAAAUCGUGUUGAUCAUGAUGUCAACUGAUAGUUUGAAAAAAUUUUAAAAAAUGUUUUUUUUUGAAUAUUUUUUACGAUCAUGUAUAUUUUACACACACGAUCAGUUAGCAAAAAUAUAUCCGUAUUUUCUAUUCCUCUUUAUGUACUUGAAGAACCUUGAAAACAAUAUGUAUUUAUUGAUUUUUUUUCUUCAACGUGUUUGUUAUUGUUUUGUCGUUUUUUUUUGGUUGCUAAACUUAACUCUUUCUUUUGUAAGAUAUUCAUUCGUUUUCCAAAACUUGAGGGAGGGAAGGGGGUGAUUGGUUGGUUGGGAAAGAAAACUGUGAGG